AUGGAAGAUGACGGGGCACUCUUCGUGAACAACGACGACGACGACUUGUCCGACCAAGACGCCACCUACAUCGACAGCGAUGAGGAUGGAUCUGGCGACAGCCUCAUCUCCCAGUCCCCGGAGACGCAGGCCUUGAAGCGCAGCGCAAGAAAUCUACACGCCGCGGGCAGCCCGCCUCCUUACCGUCCCAACCGGUUCCCCGGCGCGGAGUCUACGUGGCGAACGCUGACUGCCAGAGACAGACAAAACGCUCGAGCUCUGGACGAUAUCCGGGCCAGGGACCUGGCGGCCCAUCUGUACAAUGCCUACGCGCUCCGGAUCCGGGCGAUCGAGAUGGCAAAGCGAGCGACGAAGAUGAAGUCGAAAACGUCGUCUGAAACAGACGGGUUUCUCCCUCCACGCCGCUGGACCGCAUGGCCUCUUCCCUCCGAUGAAGUGCCCCGACCAGGCGAGGAACGUCUCAGGGGCCGUCGCGACGACCUUUGGGCUUUCAAGAUGCAGCCGGAUCCUCGACCAAGUGCGGAACUAGAGGAAUCCGUCAUGGCGGUCAUGCUCAAAACCGCGAAAGAGAGGUUCAUGGCCCGAGACUGGGAGCCCAGAGUCAGGAACUAUGCCUCGCAUCAGCGCAAAACCUCAGCAUCCCAACCCGAGACCCAAGACGAAAGCACGGCGGGGGAAAGCGAGCGAGAACUCGCCAACGACACCCCAUUACGCCCCGUCGUCCAAGCCGACGACGAGAAAUCCUAUCGCCAGCUCCGCCCAUUAACCCGCAAUGUCCUCAACCAGCUCGACGACCUUCUUAUGGGCCUUCACCGUGCCCGCAAGGGCGGCGCCAUGGCAGAUGACAGCGACGCAGACGAGUGGCUAAGUGACUCCACCGGGAGCACCGGCUCAGGCUCAUCGCCCAAGAAGAGGAAGGUCGACCGCAGACGAGAAAGAAGCCAAUCGCGAGGACGAAAGCGCACGCGACUUGCCUCCGUGUUGCUGGGAAGCAGCUCAAGCGGCACCCGCUCCCCCAGCGCACAUACCACGAGCGAUGCCCCCUCGAGAAGUGAACGGUCCGACUCCUCCUCCCGCUCGCGAAGCGCCUCAGUCAACAGCGACGAACGUCGAUCCGACAGUCGACUCCGUCUUGGAAUCCGCGACUGGAGCGAGGUGCUAGGCGUCGCUGCGAUGACAGGCUGGCCACCCGCCGUGGUAAUGCGGACCGCGCAACGAUGCGCCAAUCUCUUCGGCGAGGACAUGGCCUUCCAUAUCCUCAAAGAAGGCAACCUCCAACAGACGCACGACGAUGAUACCAAAAUCUGGAAAUACGCCGAAAGCGAAUCCGAGCCUGAUGCAGCACCUGCCCCCGAACCUAACUCCGAACAUGAUCAUGAACAUGAAGAUGAAUCCGAAUCCGCGUCCGAAUCCAAGCCAGUCCAGCCUCAGCCUCAGCCUGAGUCCAAACCCUCACCUCCACCUCAACCUGAACUACCACCACCACCACCACCACCCCCCUCCUCCCGUUCCCGGCCCUCAAGCCAAAAGCCACGCUCCCGCCCCACCUCCAGCAAACGAGGCUCGACCUCGCGGGCGAACAGCACCGCACCAGAAGACGGCGAGGAUCCGUCCCAACCCAAAGGCAAAGGCGAGCAUCGAAAGAACGACAUCGUGUGUCCGAUCCAGACAUGCUCGCGUCACGGAAAGGGCUUCUCACGCACGUGGAAUCUUAAUCUGCAUAUGAAGCGCAUGCAUCCGAAUUAUCGGGCCAAGAGCGCGGAGAGGAGGUCGGAGACGGGGACGCCGCCUCCACCUCUGCCUCUGCCUUCGCAUCAGCCUCCGCAUCGGCAUCAUCAGGUUAUUGUUAUUGAUGAUGAUGAUGAUGAUGAUGAUGAUGAUUAGGAAUCAAUGAAUGAAUGGGUGGGUUCAUUGGUUGCUUGCUUGUUUGUAGACUUGAGUUGAUAUGGGGCUGGUUGUGGUUUGCUAUCUGAAGUGUUUGGAUGUGGAGGGAUGAUAGUGAUGGUGGGUGUGGGGAUGCUAUAGUAAGUUCUCUAUGUGAUAC
This is a messenger RNA of Aspergillus heteromorphus CBS 117.55, 2044 nucleotides long. RefSeq lists its product as uncharacterized. Lineage: Eukaryota; Fungi; Ascomycota; Eurotiomycetes; Eurotiales; Aspergillaceae. The coding region runs from base 1 to 1884 and encodes 627 amino acids. The record is from RefSeq and is a predicted model, not a curated record. The transcript has a single exon.